This is a messenger RNA of Liolophura sinensis, 1449 nucleotides long. Its product is annotated as protein D1-like. Lineage: Eukaryota; Metazoa; Mollusca; Polyplacophora; Chitonida; Chitonidae. Bases 116 to 718 code for a protein of 200 amino acids. The transcript is spliced from 4 exons. The record is from RefSeq and is a predicted model, not a curated record.
GGUCGUCUCUCCGUCACCUGAAGAAGGUAAACACACGACUGAUUGGCACAGACAGGGGCACACCCGGAGUUGUUAUGUACACGCGUCUGUGAGUGUUCCUGAACUGAACGUAACGAUGAUGAUGUCUUCCUUGGCGGCUGCCUGCACCGUUAGCCUUAUCCUGAUGGCACUACCCAAAGCAACCAUCUCAAACCCAGGCGCACCCUGUAACAUAGGUAAACUGUCUUUUGCCAUCGAGAGUGAGGACGUGUCUGAGGACUGUGGAGUAGAGCUAGUGCUAGAGAGCGUGCAGUCAAUGCCAGUCUAUCUCAGAUACGACGAUGCUGAUCCGUCAAAGAAGUACACGUUGUUAAUGGUUGACCCAGAUGCCGCAAGCAGCAAGGCACCCGAGAAGACUUACUUUCUACACUGGCUACUGGAACAAGUGCCGGGCAAGGAACUGCAAUCGGGAAAGUUUAAAAACAGCGAAGAAGACGAGCCUGUGGAAACAACAUACGUGGAGAAAAUAAGUUAUAUGCCUCCUAAUCCGCCAGCAGGCUCUGGUCCUCACAGGUACCAGUUUUACCUGUACGAGCAGUCUGUCCCGACACUGAACGGCAUCCCUGGCAAAACUCGCGGCGGCUUUGAUAUGGAGGAUUUUGUCUCCAUCAAUUCGCUUGGAUCACCCGUGGCAGCCUUCGAGUUCGUAGCGGAGAAUCUCUCAAGCGGAGACCUCUAAAGUGUUGGUGUUAUGUCACUAUUAUCUCGGGAACUGCUCUGGAGUGUUAGUUUCAGUCCAGAGUAAUUACCAAUAAAAUAAAGUUACAGAGAAAUAAAGCAAAUUAAGAACUAAAAUGGGCGUGGGAUACAUUAAAGUGGUGAGAUGAACUUGUACAAGAACUACCUGUAUGUAAUACUAUACAUGUAAUCUUGGCAUGAGGAAGAGGCAAUGCUAAGUACAUUUAUGAUGAUAGAACAUUUAAUUUAACAAUCCGGAAUGUUUUGCAGUGGUUGGAUAAGCGUAUUAUUACAAUAAGAAAUGCUACGCAAUUUUGAUAUGCGAUAAAUUGAAAUAGAUGUUGGCAUCGGGAAAUACAGAAACCGUCAUCAUAUAUUGGGAACAAAUUAGCUGUAUGAUAUUAGGUAUGUUGUUGUGAGGAAUGGAAUAGAGAAUGCGGGAUGGGGGAUAAUAAAUGAAAUGUAGACUACAGUGUUGUACCUGACAGCUGUUAGCUCUGUGUAGAAAAAUUCAAAUGAGAACUCCACAAUGAAUUAUAAACUUCUGAUUAACUAUAAAAUCGACGGUGAAGUUAUAUGUGUAAUGUAUGAUCUAUAGGUUUAAAAUUCUGUUCUACGGACAUCCCCGGGAGAUUGAGAUUUCUGUUACUGUAAGAGGAUUUUUGCAAAUUAGAUCGACGAGCAAUCACAUCGAUUAUGUGUCUUCGUUUUAUUGAUUAUGAAAAUGAACAA